Molecule: messenger RNA, 627 nt
Organism: Nerophis lumbriciformis (worm pipefish)
Lineage: Eukaryota; Metazoa; Chordata; Actinopteri; Syngnathiformes; Syngnathidae
Source: RefSeq, a predicted model, not a curated record
AUGAGGAACACAGAGGAGGCGGAAGGCUUGGACGGCGAGGCCUCCAACACCUCCAUGAUCUCCGGGGCCAGCAGCCCCUAUCAGCCCACCACUGAGCCAGUCCACUCGAGGGGUGUUUUGGGAGGCAUUCGAUGCGAUGUGGAGUAUCUCAAGUCUUACUUUGGUGUUUUAAAGGCAGUUGAAGUGGUCCUGUCACUUCUUGGGUUCAUCUGCAUAGAAACCAUCAUGAUGUGUUCCCCAUGCAGUGGCGUCUACUUCUUUGAGUUUGUCAGCUGCACUGCCUUUGUGGUCACAGGCACACUCUUGGUGAUUUUCUCUCUCAAUCUUCACACCAAGGUGCCCCACAUCAACUGGAACCUCACGGAUUUGGGCAACACGGCAGCCAGCACCUUACUUUUCUUCUUGUCUUCUCUCGUGCUUGCUUGCAUAAACCACAACACUGGAGCUGAAAUCUCCGCAGUGACCUUUGGCUUCCUGGCCACAGGUGUGUAUGUUCUGAACACCUUCCUGGCUGUACGGCGGUGGCGCCGUGGCAACGGGACUCAGAGAGCAGCCCAGAACAGUGAGUACAUGCGGGCGCGCACAGCCUCUCGUGGAGAAAUGGAGGCACGGCCCGAACUUGCGUGA